Molecule: messenger RNA, 2592 nt
Organism: Rhea pennata
Lineage: Eukaryota; Metazoa; Chordata; Aves; Rheiformes; Rheidae
Gene: FSTL4
Product: follistatin like 4
Exons: 15
Coding region: 1-2526 (841 amino acids)
Biological process (GO): regulation of BMP signaling pathway; cell differentiation; multicellular organism development
Molecular function (GO): protein binding; calcium ion binding
Source: RefSeq, a predicted model, not a curated record
AUGAUGAAAUUGAGACGCUUUUGGUUCUCUCUCGUAUUGCUUGGGGUUUUCCCGUUGGUCACCAGAGGAUGGAUGGAAUCGGACCGGAGCAGAAGGCUGUAUUCGGAUGUGGGGAGGUUGCAUCAAGAGGAAUCCAGAAGGUUUGAAGCUGCAAGAAGAAAAGUGCUUUACGGGCAGGACGGCCUGCACGCGUCGUGCGAGAAGAGGUACUGCGGCCGGGGGAGCAGGUGCGUGGUCAACAAGGAGACCGGCCAGCCGGAGUGCAGGUGUGUAGAAGACUGCAAGGCCAGCUACAUGCCAGUGUGUGGAUCUGAUGGCAAAUUUUAUGAAAAUCACUGUCAGCUGCAUCGAGCCUCCUGUCUGCAGAGGAAGAAGAUCUACAUUAUCCACAGCAAGGACUGUUUCUUCAAAGGUGACACGUGCACAAUGGCAGACUACAGCCGGCUUAAGAGCAUCCUUCUAGACCUUCAAGCUCAUCGUCAGAGUCCUCGGAGCAGCCCUGCGGAGGACAGAGUGGCCCAGAAGCGCUGCUUAGUAGAAGAUAUGUUUAAGUACUUGGAUAUAAACAGUGAUGGGCAUCUCAGCAGCUCUGAACUGGCUCAGGUAAUGAAGAAAGAGGAUCUAGAGGAUGAUUUACUGGGCUGUACGCUAGAAGACCUUCUCCGAUUUGAUGAUUACAACAACGAUGGCUAUUUAACCCUGCAAGAGCUCUACACAGCCUUCCAGGUGGUUCGGCUGAGCCUGCCAGAAGACCAGAAGAUCGUUGUUACCACCAUAACGGUUGGCCUGAGCACCAUGCUGACGUGCAGCAUCCGGGGAGCCCUGCGGCCCCCCAUCAUCUGGAAGCGCAACGGAGUUGUCCUCAACUUCCUCGAUUUGGAAGACAUCAACGAUUUUGGAGAAGACGAUUCCCUCUACAUCACCAAGGUAACAACUAUUCACAUGGGCAAUUACACCUGUCAUGCCUACGGCUACGAAGAGCUGUAUCAGACCCACAUCCUUCAGGUGAAUGUGCCGCCCGUGAUCCGCGUGUACCCGGAAACGCAGGCGCAGGAGCCCGGCGUGUCGGCGAGCCUCCGGUGCCACGCCGAGGGCAUCCCUAGCCCCCGCAUCACCUGGCUCAAGAACGGCGCUGAUAUCCUGCCGAGGCUAUCCAAACAGCUCGCCCUCUUGGCAAAUGGAAGUGAACUUCAUAUCAGUAGUGUUCGAUAUGAAGACACUGGUGCCUAUACCUGCAUCGCUAAAAAUGAAGUGGGAGUGGACGAGGACAUAUCUUCACUUUUCAUAGAAGAUUCUGCAAGAAAGACCCUUGCAAACAUACUGUGGCGAGAGGAAGGCCUCAGUGUUGGGAACAUGUUCUAUGUCUUUUCUGAUGAUGGGAUCACCGUCCUUCAGCCAAACGAAUGCGAAAUCCGAAGACACGUCAGGCCGGAUGAGAGGAUUUUCACGAGUUACGAAGAAAUCUGUCCCAGAGUCGAAGGUGAAGGCACUCAGUCCUGCCUCUGGGUUUCAGCGGUCAACGUCAGAGACAAGUAUAUUUAUGUGGCGCAGCCGAAGCAGAACAGAGUAAUGAUAAUUGAUACCCAGUCUCAGAAAGCCGUGCAGUCCUUGGAUGUUGACCCGUUACCAACCAAAUUACAUUAUGACAAGUCACACGAUCAAGUCUGGGUGCUUAGCUGGGGUGACAUGCAGAAGUCCUCACCAACACUGCAGGUAAUACCGGAGGCAAGCGCAGGGGAAGAUCAGCAUGUUAUCCGCACGCCGUUUGAAGGAGUGGAUGAUUUUUUUAUACCCCCUACAAAUCUUAUUAUUAAUCAUGUUCGGUUUGGCUUCAUCUUUAACAAAUCGAAAUCCGCAGUUCACAAAAUUGAUCUGGAAACUGUGACCCACAUCAAGACUAUCAGCUUCAAAAGCUCCAGCUGCCUGCCGCAGUCCAUGGCUUACACCCACCUGGGCGGCUACUUCUUCGUGCAGUGCCGGGGGAGCACCUCCGCGGCUGCGUCGCCCCAGCUCGUUAUUGACAGCGUCACCGACUCUGUCAUCGGCCCCAACAGCGAUGUAUCGGGCACACCUUACGUUUCACCGGAUGGCCGCUAUUUGGUCAGUGCAGACGAAGACAGCGGCAGGAUCAAAGUCCAAGCUGUAACUGUCCAAGGGGAAAUCAAGUUGAUUUAUGACUUACAAACGAAUGUAUACGUAUCUGAUCUGACAUUUCAACCCUCCUUCACUGAAGGCAAUCAGUACUAUAUAUAUGCUACUUCACAUUUGCAAACAGAUGUGCUUUUUGUAGAGCUGUCAACGGGCAAAAUGAAUAUACUGAAGAAUUUAAAGGACCCUAUCACAUCCAAAGACUGGCCCUGGAGCAGCUACAACAGAAUUAUGAAAGACAGUGGAUUAUUCGGACAGUAUCUCAUUACACCAGCUAGAGAUUCACUGUUUGUUAUUAACGGGAGACAGAACGCAUUGCGCUGUGAGGUUUCAGGCAUAAGAAGGGGUAACACAGUGGUCUGGGUUGGAGAAGUAUGAAAGGGCAAUAACAGGAUCGCCUGCGGCAGGCAAGUACCGGUUGGACCUUUACGCUGCAACAAAUGA